AUGUCAGCUGCCAUUCCUGACUUUGGGCUUCUCCAGCGUGAAUUGAGUCUGCUAAACCUGGUCGUAUGUGGUGUCCUAGCGUAUGUGCUCUGGCGCCUCUGGCGAUUCACCGUCCGCCCUUUCUUCGACCCGAACUCGCCGAGGGAAGUCCCAUAUGUAAUCCCAUUUGCUGGCCAUGCAAUCUCGAUGAUAAGGAACCCUCAUGAUCUACUAUCAUUCGCAAUCAAGUACUGCAAGGGCAGUGGAGAACCAGUCGCUAUCAAUGUAUUCGGACAGACGAUUUACUUCAUCCUCUCCGAGCAGGAUGCCACUGCGGUAUUGAGAGAACCACCACAACUAUCACAUAAGGAGCACCUCAAGAGCCUCCUAAUGGGCCUUGGGUGUUCGGAAUCAGGGAUCUCGGAGAUGGAUCAUGAUUCCCAACCGAAGGCACCAGCAUUAGUCCUGGUAGCGGAGGAGUUCAUGAGGAAGCAGCUCCUGGAAAAGUCCUUAAGCACUGAGCUACUCGCUCGGUCCCUGGAGGUCCUGGAAUCCCAUGUUCGAUGGGAUGCAAUCAACGCCCCGACUCUCCUCCGGACCUCGGACGAGCAGGAGCGAACUGUCUCGUUAUAUAGGUGGGCGCAGACCGCGAUCAUUCGCGCAGUUACAACGGCCUGGUUUGGAGGUUCCAUCUGGAGCCUCUCACCGUGUAUCGUGGAAGAUCUGGUGUGUCUCGAAAUGGACCUGUGGAAGCUGCUCUUCAAGUUACCACGGCCAUGCGGCAAAAAGGUUCGUGCUGCUAGGGUCCGGAUGCGACGCUGUUUAAUAGAAUACAUGCGUCUACCCCCAUCUAGUCAGGGCGACCAAUGUUGGGCUGUCAGAAGCGCUAUACCAGAGAUGAGACGCCGUGGGCUGAGCGAGGAUGAUAUGGCUUCGUAUUUGCUGAUGGUUCUGUGGGGGUGA
This is a messenger RNA of Aspergillus caelatus, 942 nucleotides long. RefSeq lists its product as uncharacterized. The record is from RefSeq and is a predicted model, not a curated record. NCBI's taxonomy places the organism in Eukaryota, Fungi, Ascomycota, Eurotiomycetes, Eurotiales, Aspergillaceae. The transcript has 4 exons. Gene Ontology annotation, molecular function: heme binding; iron ion binding; oxidoreductase activity, acting on paired donors, with incorporation or reduction of molecular oxygen. Bases 1 to 942 code for a protein of 313 amino acids.